Caenorhabditis bovis is the source of this 1233-nucleotide messenger RNA. Lineage: Eukaryota; Metazoa; Nematoda; Chromadorea; Rhabditida; Rhabditidae. The record is from the annotation of a GenBank genome assembly.
AUGACAUUCAGUUUCGUACCAAGGAAACCUGAUGAUAAGCUAAACUUAAUAGCAAACGAUCGAGGAAUUGACAUCGAGGAGCUUGGAGACAAUGUCAGAAAAUCAUUUCGUUCGAUUAUCUACCUUCUCGGCCUUGUCGUUUUCCUAUUACUUGUUUUAAUUUUCAUGACCGCAGCACCAAAAUAUGAUGGAUUAGAGGAAGAGGAAGAGGACAACUUCACCAUCAAGACUUGGGGUGAUCUUCUCAAGGCUUUCCCAGGACCUUUCGAUGAUAACAGUGGAUUCGAGAACUAUCUUCAAUAUGCAUACAAAUAUGGCCGCAAGUACAGCGACGACACCGAAAGUUUCAUUCGCAUGUUUGCUUAUGAGAAGAACAAGAAGCGCGUUGAGGAGUACAAUGCUCAAAAAGUGCACGGAAACGCCAUAUAUGGAGAGAACGAUAUGUCGGAUUGGACUGAUGAGGAAUUCCAGAAAAUGCUGCUACCAAAGGACUUUUACAAGACGCUUCGCAAGGACGCUGAAUUUAUUAAGCCAAUUCCUGAUGAGUUUGUCAACAAAACCUUAACAAUGUCAGCCAUUCCCGAUUUCUUCGAUUGGCGUGACAAGAAUGUUAUCACUCCCGUCAAAGCUCAAGGUCAAUGCGGUAGUUGCUGGGCUUUUGCAUCCACCGCCACAGUCGAAGCUGCGUGGGCGAUUGCUCAUAACGGCGAGAUGCGAAACCUUUCAGAGCAAACCCUCUUGGAUUGCGAUCUUGUCGACAAUGCUUGUGAUGGAGGAGAUGAAGACAAGGCUUUUCGUUUCAUCCACCGUAAUGGGCUUGCGUACGCGAAAGAUCUUCCAUAUGUCGCGCACCGGCAAAACACCUGCGUCGUUGAUGACCACUGGAAUACUACUAAGAUCAAGGCGGCCUACUUUUUGCAUCCCGAUGAGGACUCGAUCAUCAAUUGGCUAUUGAACUUUGGACCUGUCAACAUCGGAAUGUCCGUGAUUCAGCCAAUGAGAGCUUAUAAGGGUGGAGUGUUCACACCAAGCGAGUACGCUUGUAAAAAUGAGGUUAUCGGCCUGCACGCUCUUCUCAUCACCGGCUAUGGAACGAGCAAGGAAGGCGAGAAAUAUUGGAUUGUGAAGAACAGUUGGGGAAACACAUGGGGCGUUGAGCACGGCUACAUUUACUUUGCUCGAGGCAUCAAUGCCUGCGGAAUCGAGGAAGAGCCGAUUGGAAUUCUUGCUUAA